AUGGAUCCAUGGAGACCUAACCGGCCGGAAAAGCGGGAUGACUUUGAGGUCGCUAUCAUUUGUGCUCUGACUCUCGAGGCUGACGCCAUCAUCGCUCUAUUCGAUUAUCACUGGGAAGAUGAUGGGCUUUCCUACGGCAAGGCCAGAGGGGACCCUAAUGCUUAUUCCACUGGUGUCAUGGGGCAACACAAUGUGGUGUUAGCCCAUCUACCAGGGAUGGGUAAAGUCUCAGCAGGCAACAUCGCUGCCUUUUGCCGCAUGAGCUUUCCCAACAUCAAGCUAGCUCUACUUGUCGGUAUAUGUGGCGGCGCGCCUUAUGAUAACAAAAGCAAAAGCCAGAUAUGUCUUGGCGACGUGGUCAUCAGUACUGGUAUUGUUCAAUAUGACUUUGGUCGUCGUUUUCCGGAUAAAUUCGAGAUCAAGGAUAGUCUCAAUGAUAUCCCUGGAAGGCCAAAUGUUGAGAUCAGAAAUUUGUUAUCAAAGCUGAUGACAGCGAGGGAGAGUGAACGCUUGCGGACAGAAAGUUGGAAAUAUCUGAAUGAGCUAUGCCAGGACGUGAAGAGACCGGCCGUCUUCCCAGGACGAUCAAAAGAUCUCCUUUUCCCAGUUCACUACCGCCACAAACACCAAGACUCUCUGACGUGUAUGACAUGUGCAUCGUGCCACCACGAAUCAGAUCCAGUUUGCGACAUAGCCCCUACCUCAAGCUGCGACCAGCUGGGAUGCGAUACGAGCCGAUGUUUACAAAGAGCCAAUCGGGAGGAAGAUGGACUUCACCCACUUAUCCAUUAUGGUGUAUUCGCGACGGGGGAUACAGUAAUGAAGUCUGCAAGAGAUCGUGAUCAUAUCACGAAGAAGACGCAAGCUUUGGGGUUCGAGAUGGAGAGUGUCGGCGUAUGGGAAGUCUUCCCAUGUGUUGUGAUCAAAAGUGUAUCCGAUUACGCUGAUAGCCACAAGACCAAGGACUGGCAGCCUUACGCUGCUGCUUGUGCAGCAUCAUAUGCGAAAGGAUUCCUUAGAUACUGGGAUUCAAACAGGAAAGAAGAGUCUGUAUCCGAGCCUGAGCAGUUUCGGAAACGGAUUAUUCAAAGCCUCAGCUAUUCAGACAUGAACGAAAGAAGAAAUAAUAUUUCAUCAGAGGCCCCGUCUACAUUUAAUUGGAUCUUCGAGGAAUCUGUCGAAGAUCCUGUGGAACAAGACUUGGAAUGGCCCUCAUCCCAAGAUUCGGAGACUAAUAGACACCCGGAAACUGAAUGGGAAACUGACACGACAUCAGACGAGGAGUCCGGACAAGAAGAAUCCCUGGAAGAUGAUGAAGGCGAUGAGGCGGGCUGGGAAACAACAUCAGACGAGAAGUCUGGAGAAGAGGAAUCUCCUGAAGUGGGAGAUGACACGGACGCAGGCUGGGGAACAGAAUCAGAUGAGAGAUCUGAUACCUUGGAAGAUUCUACCCCAAGCCAUAGACAACAGAGAAAUUGGGACAGCUUUGUUGAUUGGCUGAAGUCGGAUCUGCCCGUUUACUGGAUAACUGGGAAGCCAGGUUCCGGGAAGAGUACUCUCAUGAAAUACCUCAUAUCGGAUUCCAGGACACCAGCUGCGUUGAAGAAAUGGAAGAAAGACGCAAUAAUCAUUGCACAUUUCUUCUGGAAGCCAGGUAGUACGAUGCAGCACUCCUUCAAAGGUUUUCUCUGUUCAUUGGUGCGUCUAAUCCUGACGAGCGACAAGAGCAUUUCAAACAGCUCUCUUCAGAGGAUGAUCACAGAUGAAGAUGGAAAGUAUUCACCAAGUGAUUGGGACCCGCGCGAACUUAAAAAUCUGCUACUCCACUACCGAAAUCAUUCCUCGCAGCCUAUAUGUAUCUUCAUCGACGCCUUGGACGAGAUUUCGCCGGAGCAGGAUACACUCGAUACGCUACAAAUGCUCGGAGCCCUUAUCUCCCCUACUAUUAAACUCUGUGUCUCAAGUCGACCUGAGCGUCUGUUUCGUCUCCACCUCCAAGACAAACCUAGACUUGAGAUCCAUGAGUUGACGGCACAGGAUAUAGAGCAAUACAGUAAGGUUUCCAUACGGAGUUCCAUCCUGCAGGAACCACAAGGUCUCAAAGCCUCGGAUCUAGCACGACGUAUAAGGGAAAUGUCCGAGGGCGUUUUCUUGUGGGCUGUGCUUGUUACGCGGUCGUUGAUUCGAGGCAUCAACAACGGCGACUCGAAUACAGAUAUUGAUCGGCGAUUGAAUUCUACGCCUCGAGACCUUAUGGACCUAUACCGGGAUAUUCUAUUGCGGUCUGCUAUUGAUCGUGAUAUAUAUCAGCAAUCCGUAUCCUUGAUCUUCAGCCUGGUUUUUGCUGUAAAAAGCAUACCCAUGUCGUUGUUUGAACUCAUGAUGGCAACGGAUGGUCGACUGUUAGAUCAGUUUGUCGUCCAGCAGAAGAGUAUAAUCGUACAAGAUCUCGAGACUAAGCGCUUGCGCAUGAUGAAUACCUUAGAAGCUGGUUGUGCCGGGCUACUGGAUCUAAAUGGCAACAUACAAGACAGCCCUGCCGAUUCUGGCUUGGAGGCCCUGAUUUCCGGCUUGGAAAUGAGACUAUACUUCAUUCACAGGAGCGCCGAAGAGUUCUUGCUCGAUACAGAAGAGGGCCGCAAGCUCUGGGAGUCUUGCCCUUGCUCACGAGCAGAGCUCUUGAUUCGAAGAACCAAAGCUUCCCUAGCCUGGUUUGAACUAUACACCUCACUUAAUAUUGAGUCGAGAAUGAGACGUUGCACAAUCUUAGACUUGAAUUACACCUUAGACCUAUGGAUGGACGUUGCAAGCCUCCCAGAUGAAGUUUCCGCCUCUACAUUGAACCUUGCGCAGAGAAUGUACGAGCGAGGAUCCAUACUGCCACCUAUGAAGCACGCCUACGACGAUCUCAUCGUUUCUCGAUCUCACCGGAGCCAGAUUUCAUUUUAUGCAGCGACGUACGAUCUCUUUGCAUUAGCAAAACAAAAUUUGGCAACUCUUCCAGAUUCUGAGAGCCACGAGACUGCCUAUUGUAUAUUUUAUUAUUCUUGUACCAGGGUCCAUGAACCAGAUGAUGACGGGAACAUGCUGGAGGACCAUGACGUGAUCCAGAUCAUGCUCAACGAUGGUUACAACCCAAACUGGCCUGGCAUAUCAGAGACGAGCACUUGCAAAUUUGGCAGUCCUUGGCUUCGAUAUCUCCUAUCGCUAUACGGGGAACUUUCCCAUAACCCGGAAGAUAUACUCAACUCGACUCAGGCACUUACGGUCUUAGACACUAUACGUAUGUUCCUGAACUCUGGGGCCAGUGUCCAUUCUAGGUUCAAGACAGUAUUCAUGUGGUCUGGAUCGGGCAUUGGAGGGAGUUAUGCAGGCUUCCGUCUUGCUCCUUUUUGGUGUCAUGCCGCCGAAGCCUCAGUUGAGUCGUCCAGCCAUGAAUUCUUGGUCCUGGAGAUAAAUGCCAAGGUUUUACUGGAGUCCAUACUGGUUCAAGUGCACAGAGUAAUACGUCAUGCGUCCCGUUUGAAGGUUCCGGAGGCUGCGCCUCACAUGAAAGCUCUUGCAUUCGGUAAUUACGAGAAAAGCUAUUUCAUCGUGGAUGCGGACUGGAUGUCAGACUUGCUUGUAGAAGGUGUAAAGCUCUGGUUUCAGCAUGGUUUGAAGAAGCACGAUGGUAAGAAGCUGAACAGCAAAGUUAUGACGAUUUGUAGUUACGCGACUGAAAAGGCCCGUGAAUCGUGCCGUCGAGGCCCGUGGCCAUUCGAGUUGUCUUACGAUAGUUAA
Molecule: messenger RNA, 3783 nt
Organism: Fusarium verticillioides 7600
Lineage: Eukaryota; Fungi; Ascomycota; Sordariomycetes; Hypocreales; Nectriaceae
Exons: 2
Coding region: 1-3783 (1260 amino acids)
Biological process (GO): nucleoside metabolic process
Molecular function (GO): catalytic activity
Source: RefSeq, a predicted model, not a curated record